Fusarium redolens is the source of this 2016-nucleotide messenger RNA. RefSeq lists its product as uncharacterized. The record is from RefSeq and is a predicted model, not a curated record. The coding region runs from base 1 to 2016 and encodes 671 amino acids. Lineage: Eukaryota; Fungi; Ascomycota; Sordariomycetes; Hypocreales; Nectriaceae. The transcript has 8 exons.
AUGAAGUGGAUUGUGCCUUUUCUGGUGGCCUUUGUGCCCCUGGUAGUGGCAGCGGAUGCAACGAAAGAGUUGUUGACCAAUCUGCCCGCUUGUGCAGCGCCUUGCUACGAAGAUGCCAUCACGAAGUCGGAGUGCAAAUCGAGCGAUGUAAAAUGCGUGUGUUCGACCGAAGUCAUCAUCCAGACAGCAGAGGCAUGCGCAGCCAAAGCAUGUCACGUCAGAGACAGUCUGACAACGCUCAACAUGACCUACACCUACUGCGAAGUCCCCGUGCGAAACAAAACCCCCCUCUUCAUCAACGUAACAAUCGUCCUCGGUGUAAUAUCCGGCGUCGCAACCGCUCUCCGUCUCUGGUCCAAAUUCUUCUUCACCAAAACAGAACUCGGUCUCGACGACCUAUUCAUCGUGCUCACGCUCAUCUUCGGCAUGCCCUCCACAGCGAUGAACAUCCACGGAACAGCCGGACACGGAGAAGGCCGCGAUAUCUGGACGCUCGAGUUUGAUGACAUAACCAAGUUUGGGUUUUACUUUUGGAUCCUGGAGAUUUUCUACUUUGCGCAGGUUUCGCUGCUCAAGACGUCAUUGCUGUUCUUUUACCUAAGGAUCUUUCCGGGUACGGCGCAGAAACUUCUUUGGGGGACUAUUAUUUUCAAUAGUGUUUUUGGUGUUUUGUUUAUGUUUUUGGCGGCGUUUCAGUGUACGCCUGUGAGCUAUUUCUGGUUGAAUUGGGAUGGAGAGCAUAAGGGAACAUGUAUCAGCAUGAACUCAACUGCCAUCGGCUGGGCCAAUGCAUCUAUCAGUGUUGCUAUAGAUGUAUGGAUGCUUGCAGUUCCAAUGUGGUAUCUGCGGAAGCUCAAACUACAUUGGAAAAAGAAGAUUGGUGUUGCCGCCAUGUUUAUCGUCGGAACUUUUGUCACCGUCGUGAGCAUCAUUCGUCUCCAAUUCCUCGUCGAUCUCGGCUCAUCUCACAACCCAACAUACGACCAAACCGACAUCUCAAUCUGGUCAACCGUUGAAAUCAACGUCGGCAUCAUCUGCGCAUCCAUGCCCGCUCUCCGAGUCAUUCUCGUCCGUCUCUUCCCCGCUCUUGGAGGCUCAUCCUACGAUUCGAGCAAAUACAACAACUACGGAGAACAUUACGGACGGAAAUCACAUAUCAUGAGUCGAAGUCGUGCUCGUGUGGAGUUACCUUCUCAUGCGGGUGAUUCUAUACAUACGCCUGAGCAUGGAGGCAUUGAAUUGCAGAGGACGUUUCAUGUGCAGUACAGUGAGAAUGAUGAGCAGAGUCUUGUUAAUGGGGAGAGUCUAAAUGAGACCAUGCUCACAUGCGGACCGUAUCGAAAGGGGACGUUUUCACUUUUGCUUCCAUCAAAGGCAAGCCUGAACGUAAGGCAAAGGACAAGAAACAUUCCAAAAGUCACAGACAACAUGGGAAACUCUCUUAUCAAGGGAGCGGGCAUCGCAAGCCAAGCAAUAUCACUAGGUUCACCAAUCGACCGUGACGGUGAUGCAUUUGAGCAGUUUGAAACUUACAGAGAAUCCGCAAAUGGUCACUUGAAGAAUUUCUUUGAGAAAUUCGGGCUUGGUAUCAGCCAUGAUGAUCUUCCUGGACUUUGUGCCCGGCCUCUUCAGCCCCGAGGCUCAGAAGCAGAUCAGAAUGCCCGAAUCUCUCAAGCCAACGCCAUAAAAGAUCUUGCCAAACUCGACGACAUUCUUGAGAAUAUCAAAAGACAGGAGCGGCCUUAUAUCAAGGCUGUAUCUCCAACCGUCGUUAGAUGGAUGGCAUUUUGCUUCAUCGGGCCAUAUGUCAACUCACAAGGUGAUUUAACAGCCUUUUUCAAGAUUAUUGCUGUUUCAGGAGCUCUCAGUAUCACUGCUCAGCUGGUUCGCAAGUUUCUGCAGCUGAGAAAGGUUACUCCUCUCCAGCACAAAGUUCGAGGACUGGUUCGAGCGUUCAAGAAUGGGACAAUACGGUAUAGGGAUUCGGAGGAAGUUAUGAUUUCGCCGUUGAAUUAG